This is a messenger RNA of Neomonachus schauinslandi (Hawaiian monk seal), 1024 nucleotides long. RefSeq names its product potassium two pore domain channel subfamily K member 7 (gene KCNK7). Gene Ontology annotation, biological process: stabilization of membrane potential; potassium ion transmembrane transport. Gene Ontology annotation, cellular component: membrane. The record is from RefSeq and is a predicted model, not a curated record. Lineage: Eukaryota; Metazoa; Chordata; Mammalia; Carnivora; Phocidae. Gene Ontology annotation, molecular function: potassium ion leak channel activity.
CUCCCCAGAGCAGUCAGCACUCGGCUCCCACAGCACCUCCAACCCCAGGCGGCUCGCCAUGGGGGCUCUGAGGCCCUGCGCCCCGUUCCCACUACUGGUUGUGGCCCACCUGCUGGCCCUGGGGAUUCGGGCUACUGUGCUUCAGGCCCUGGAGGGGCCUCCAGCACUCGAGCUCCAGGCCAAGCUCAGGGCCGAGCUGGCCACUUUCCAGGCGGUAGGGGCUUGCCUGCCCCCCGGGGCCCUGGAGGAGCAGCUGGGCACCGCUCUGGCAGCCCAGGUACACGGGGUCUCCAGCCUGGGCAAUGGCUCAGAGGCCAGGAACUGGGAUCUGCCCUCGGCCCUGCUCUUCACUGCCAGCAUCCUCACCACCACGGGUUACGGCUACAUGGCCCCACUAUCGGCAUCUGGAAAGGCUUUCUGCGUGCUCUACGCAGCCCUGCGGCUGCCGGCCUCCCUCGCGCUCCUGGCCGCAUGGCGCCGCCGCCUGCUGCCCCUGCUCAGCCGCCCAGGUGCCUGGGUCCCCAGCCAGUGGCAGCUGGGGGGCCUGCUAGCGGCUGCGACCCUCGUGCAGCUGCCCGCACUGGUGCUGCGGGGUCUGCGGGGUGACUGCAGCCUGCUGGAGGCCGUCUACUUCUGCUUCAACUCGCUCAGCACCCUGGGCCUGGGGCACCUGCUGCCGGGCGGCGGCCGUGGCCUGCACCCCGUGCUCUACCAGCUUGGCCAGCUGGCGCUUCUCGGUUACUUGCUCCUCGGGCUCCUGGCCACGCUGCUGGCUGUGGAGACCUUCUCAGAGCUGCCACAGGUCCGUGCCCUGGUGACAUUCUUUGGGUCCAGUGGCCCGUUGACCGCUGAAGGCCAAGGUGGCAUCCUGGGCCAGGAUGAACUGGCUCUAAGCACCCUGCCACCCUCGGCUGCAGCCCCAGAACAGGCCCCGACUUGCUGACAGGGGCCAGGUGAGGGAGUUGAGCUCCUUUCAGGUGGACAAGACUGACGACGACGAGGAAGCCUCCAGAGAGGGGAGGGG